Messenger RNA from Abrus precatorius (Indian licorice), 1338 nucleotides. Its product is annotated as transcription factor MYB63. The coding region runs from base 182 to 1318 and encodes 378 amino acids. The record is from RefSeq and is a predicted model, not a curated record. The transcript has 3 exons. NCBI's taxonomy places the organism in Eukaryota, Viridiplantae, Streptophyta, Magnoliopsida, Fabales, Fabaceae.
CUUGUGGGUUCAUUUCAUUGAUAGCAUUCCCUUUCUGUACCAGCUAGUAUAUAUAGGCAGAAAGACACAUGAAUGAGGCAUAUUUGAGAUAAUAGUAUAUGAGAGAAAAAGCAUAGGUUUGGCCAUUCAAAGUGGCAGAGUGCAAAUAAUAGGACUUAAGGGUCUGUGAAAAGAGAUUAUUAUGGGGAAAGGAAGAGCACCAUGCUGUGAUAAGACACAAGUUAAGAGAGGCCCUUGGAGCCCUGCAGAAGACCUUAAGCUCAUAGCUUUCAUCCAAAAAUUUGGUCAUGAAAAUUGGCGUGCUCUCCCUAAACAAGCAGGGCUUCUGCGAUGUGGGAAAAGUUGUCGUUUGAGAUGGAUCAAUUAUCUCAGGCCUGAUGUAAAGAGAGGCAAUUUCACACCAGAGGAAGAGGAAACCAUAAUAAGGCUGCAUAAGGCCUUGGGAAACAAGUGGUCAAAGAUUGCAUCCCGUUUGCCUGGUAGGACUGACAAUGAGAUCAAGAAUGUGUGGAACACACACUUAAAGAAAAGAUUGGUUGCCAAAAAGAGUUCAGAGUCGAGUGGAGAUGAAUCAAAGACAGAAUCAUCAAUAACUUCCUCCUCUUCCUCUUCUUCAUCUGAAUCAUUUUUCUCAAAUGAGAGACCAAAUCAAGCAAAGACUCCAACAUCUGGUAAUGUAUUUAAUGACCAAGCAUCACAAGAGACAAUGACAGAUAAAAUUGAGCAUGAUUCAGAAAAACAAGUAUCCAAUGAAGUUAUUGACAUUAUCACUACUGAGGAUCCAAAAGAGUCAUCAGUUUCAUUAUCUUCUGUUGAGUCAAAUAUUUUAAACUCAAGCCAGAUUGUUGCAUACAACAAGCCAGAACCACAGUUGGCUUCUCCAUUAUUAACCUAUGUAGGACCUUAUGAUGUUGAUAGUACAUUAGAAGAGGUGGAUAAACCAAACCAUUUGAUUGAAAUACCAUGGGAAUCAGACUAUGAUUUUUGGAAGUUGUUAGAUGAAAACCUUGGAUCUUUUCAAUCAAAUGAAGUGCAAUUAGGGGAGUUCCAGGCAAGCCAAAACAUGAUUCUUGAAGAAGUGAGUGUUCAUGAUGAUGAAGCCAAGAAGUGGUCCCAAGACCUUGAGAAUGAGUUUGGAGUAGUAGGUGAAAUAAAGGAGUCAAACAAGGAUCCUUUCCCACCAAAGAAUUAUGCAGUUGAGCCAGAAAUGGACCACCCUCAGACAUUUGAUUUUGAUGAUAUGACAAGACCAGAAUCUGAAUUAGACUUUGGUUAUAUUCAAUUGUGGCCCUCUUGGCCUCAAAAUACUACUCUUUAAGCUUAAUACAAACCAGUAGU